This is a messenger RNA of Anoplopoma fimbria (sablefish), 2101 nucleotides long. It is a transcript of the gene dolpp1, whose product is annotated as dolichyldiphosphatase 1. Gene Ontology annotation, molecular function: dolichyldiphosphatase activity. NCBI's taxonomy places the organism in Eukaryota, Metazoa, Chordata, Actinopteri, Perciformes, Anoplopomatidae. Gene Ontology annotation, cellular component: intracellular membrane-bounded organelle; endoplasmic reticulum membrane. Gene Ontology annotation, biological process: lipid biosynthetic process; protein N-linked glycosylation. The transcript has 8 exons. The coding region runs from base 24 to 740 and encodes 238 amino acids. The record is from RefSeq and is a predicted model, not a curated record.
CUGCCCGGUUGUGUCCGGGUAAGAUGGCGUUGGAAGAGCAGUGCUCGGCACCACCUCGAUGGCGGUCCAUAUCUCUGACACACGUAGAGUUCCCGGAGGGAGACCUGACUGGACAUAUGCUGGCCUACUUCAGUCUGCUACCCAUAGCAAUCCUCGUGGGGUUUGUGACACUAAUAGUGUUUAAACGGGAGCUGCACACGAUUUCCUUCUUUGGUGGAAUAAUCCUGAAUGAAGGGGUGAACUGGCUGCUGAAGCACAUCAUCAGAGAGCCGCGCCCAUGUGCAGGAACUCACACAACCCUGCACACAGAUUAUGGGAUGCCCUCCAGUCACUCCCAGCUUAUGUGGUUCUUUGUUGUUUACUUCUUUCUUUUCCUUUAUUUAAGAAUGCAUCAAACGAACAAUGCUCGAUGUGUGGACCUGCUAUGGAGACACAUACUGUCCAUCAUCCUGUUGGGCAUGGCCUUAUCAGUCUCAUACAGCAGGGUCUACCUGGUGUAUCACACCUGGAGCCAGGUUUUCUAUGGCGCAGUGGCCGGUAGUACGAUUGGCAUAAUCUGGUUCUUUUUCACACAAGAGAUGCUGACCCCAUUAUUCCCCAAAAUAGCAGCGUGGCCAAUAUCAGAGUACUUCCUGGUGCGAGACACAAGUCUGAUUCCCAACAUCUUAUGGUUUGAGUAUACAGUGACCAGAUCAGAGGCAAGGAACAGACAACGAAAGCUUGGAACAAAACUUCAGUGAUCUACACAGUCCUUCUGUGAAACAGAGUUUAGGACCACACACACACACACACACACACACACACACACACACACACACACACACACACACACACACACACACACACACACUUAUACACGUGUACACACAAAACAAAUGCUCACUCGACAAAAACACACUGGAGAACCAUCUUUUGGACUGACGUGGUUGCAAGGAGUUAAGGGCAAGAAAACGUUUACAGGUGGCGAAAGAGUGCCUGGACCCGGCCCGGAGCCUACAGCCUGAGCAAGUCCGUCCACACGCCUCUCCUCCUUGUACAGCUUGCCCCAAAUGCUCUUCAAUGCAUGCAAGACUGUGCAAGAGGCAUACUAUUUAAUGAUAGAUUAAUAUAUAUAUUUUAACGAUAAGCGCACGCUGACAGUAACAGUGUACUGUAAGAGAUUCAAGGAACCGGAAGAGGAGGCUUAGGUCCAGUUACAAAACAAAUUGGUUGGGCUUCGUUGCAGCAUGUAUUUAGUGAUUCCUUUUUCCUUUUUCUUUUUUUUAUAUUCGGAUGGAUAGCUGGUGAGAACGGGUGGGGAGGGGGGUUGGUUGUGGCUAGGUUGGGGUUAGGUGGAAUUAACCAUUUUUCAUUGUUAUAUAAUAGAAAAUGAACAAUUUCUAAAAUUGGUUAUGAUGUAAUAUAAAUGAAAAUUUGCACUUUGUGAAAUUUACAAGAAAAAAAAAAAAAGACUAACACUAGUUAAAUGUUAAGUCCCUCCCCCUCUUUUCCCUCAUCAGUCUUUGCUUUGUGUCUAUGACUGUCGGUCCUAAUAUAUAAGACUCCAAAGCUGAUCUGCAGUGUAAAUUUAAUCUGUACUAUUGAGCAUAAAAGGUUGGGCUUUCUGUUCAUAUUCACGUUUUAGGAUGAGACUGAAUCACAGCAGCAGGUUUCAGUUAUUUCUGUCGUUGAACACACUUUGGACUGAGGUGGUGUUUUCUUAACGCCUCACACACAGUAGCAGCUUGGGAACAGGAUUCUGGGAAUCGGUUUUCUCUUUCUUUUUUUUUAUCCAUUCAGUUUCUUAUCUUGUUUUUCUGCUGUUGCAGAGAACCGUUUUCUUUUUACCUGCAUUUCCAAGAUAACAUUCCAUAUUAUUUAGUGUGAAAACAUACAUAAAGACUGCUGAGGGGAUAUGUUUUCUUUUUGUAUUACUUUUGAAGAAAGGAAAAAAAAAAGCCUCAGGUCAGUCGUAGCAUGUGAUUAUGCUUAAUUCCUCACAGCCCACGGCAGCUAGUGUUGACAGCUGUCAUGUGGGGAUCUUAAGCUGAUUUAAAACUGUCAUAUCAUUAGCUCCACAAAGGGAAGUAGUUCUCUUAGAAUUUGAUUUUUUUUUUUUUUU